Marchantia polymorpha subsp. ruderalis is the source of this 4836-nucleotide messenger RNA. Lineage: Eukaryota; Viridiplantae; Streptophyta; Marchantiopsida; Marchantiales; Marchantiaceae. The record is from the annotation of a GenBank genome assembly.
ACCGACAGCUCAGUGGUCACCGUCUGUGCAGGGAGUGCGUCAAUUGAACGGUGGAAGGAAAUGAUGGGAGGAAAGGGAAGGGAAGGGAAGGGGAGGGAGGAAUCAAGCGGGAUUUACACUGCUGAAGAGACGAACGAAGAAAUGACAGACACAAAGAUUCUCCUGCUCUGCCAUGUUCCUAGGUGGAAGAGAGCGCAGGCCUUAGGGCUGAGCACGGAAUCCUCUCCCAGAAGUGUGGAGUGAAGGGCGGGCGUAGGAUUCGUAGCGGAAAUAAAGCAUGGAGGAGGAGGAGGAGGAGGAGUUUGUUCUGAUGCUGUGUCCGGUGCGCGAGGUUGUUUAUGGGGACGAGAGAUCAGACUCCGGAGCAGUAUUCGAGUCUGAUGACUCAAACUCAGGUGCCCGAGUGCAUCGUGUGCUUCCAGCCUUACGACCAUACGAUUCAUGUCCCGCGCGUGCUUUCUUGCGGUCAUUCCUUCUGCGAGCCGUGUUUGUAUGAGCUGCAUACGACCUGGCAGCCUUCGACGAGUAAAGCGGGCGAGGACCCGCAGUCCGGCGGUUUGUUGAGGUGCCCCGAGUGUAACUUCCGCACUAAGCUGCCUUUCGGCGGCCAGAAAUGCCUCCCGAAGAAUGUCGCACUUCUUCGCCUGCUCCCAAGUUCUUCGGAAUCUCCUCCUGUCAAGAAACCGGCCCAAUUUUUCAAGGGUCCGAGGUUUAGGAAAUCGGAUGGCGGAGCCAGACGUGUUGACGUGAGUGUACGCAAUUCUCAGAGGAGGCAGAGUGGAGAGCCGAAGGAGAAUUCGGACGCGCUGUGCGACACCACUUCUUCUACGCUGAGUACGAGCAUUGUUAAAACUUUGCGCAGUUCUCUCCUUGGUUCAAUUUUGCGUCUACAGCCUCACAAUUUGGAUUUCAGGGCGUGCAUCCUGCCGCAGGAGGUGAUUCAUCUGAGAGAGGAUUCCGCAGCCAGUUCUGAUAGCAGACUCUUAUACGGUGAAUUCGUCCACGAGGAUGACGGGGUCUACUGGAGGCUUGGUGUUUCAUUGUUACGAAUUGAGGUGCCGAAGAGGGAGUUUCCGAAAGUUGUGCAGACUCAUGUGGACCGGAGCAAGGACAAGCAGGUCAUUGAAGCCGAGUGCAGUAAGACCAGGGAGAGUUUGUAUGAGCAGCUCGUGCUUGAUCUUGUGGAACGGGUAGACCAUGAUACAAAAAUUGAGAUGUCUGUUAUGUUUUUUUUCUCAUCAAUUUGUCAUCGGGUCUGUAAGACCUUUGGAUUAUGGAUGAAUGACAAGGAGGAGCUUUAUCUUGUGGGCGAAUCCCCACAGAGCUCAGUAGAAGCCCCUUGGGAUUUAUUGCAACGAUGUAGCACAAAAACCCGGUCCAGAGAUAUAUCACCGGAGAACUCAGAUGUGGAGAAUUCAGUUGAGGAGUCCUUGGGAAAGUCUAAUGGACGAGCAGAGUUGGAAGUAUUGACCAGCAUAGGUGUACGCCUGUGUGAGCUUCUGCUUGAAGUCCAUGAAAGGGGACUCAUGGUAGGUCUUUUGAGUCCGGAAAGCAUCGCUUUUGAUUCGUGUGACAACAUGCUUCUUGAUAUGAAUGGAGCUUUGGGAGCACGACUUCAUCUACGUAAUUGGCUGGUACAUGUAUCUACCAGCCAAUUGGACUCCUCAGACGGUUCGGACUGCGACUCCCAGUCCGUCCACAACCAAGGGAGCAUUCGGUAUGAUGGUCAGUGCUGGGAAUACAUGAGCCCAGAAGUACUUGCUUUUAUGAGCAGCAGCAAUUUGCUUCUCUCAGAGGAUGAGUAUGAGGAUGUGUUUGAGUAUGAGUCUGAUGAAGCCAGUUGCUCUGGCGACCUUGUACCUUUGUUCUGCCUUGCACUUUCAGCUCGUAUCAGUUGCAAAGCAGAUGUUUGGUCCCUGGGAUGUAUAAUUCUGGAACUGCUUACUGGAAAGUCUCCUCACGCAGGCUCGGAUUGCACGGAGAUUUUCGAACAUGUGCUUAAGGAGCAAGGAAAGCCCAAGUUUUUUCAAAGUCUGGAAUUUUCUGAGCAUGGUUGUGAUACCUAUUCCUGCUUGGACCUGGAUCAUCAUAUAUUGCAGAAUCUGCUUGGGAGAUGCUUCGAACACGAUCCGAGCAAAAGAGCAGAUAUCUAUGAGGUGCUCCAGGGCUUCAAGGAACUACAGCUUGCUAACCUUGCUUACAAGAGGAUAUUCCCUAAAAUGGAAACAAGGAACGACGUCAAAACCUCAGAUGAAGAGUACUGGAUUCUUUGCUUACCUGGAUUUGGGUUUAAGGGUUGGUUCGAAUACGAACGAAAGGCAAGGGCACAGAAACACGUUAAGCUUUCUCAGGAGAUCAGUGACAGUGAGGCCCUACAGGCAGAACUGUCAGAAGAAGCAGAACGUUUGCAAGAGUACGGAGAUGAAGCUCAGAGAGAACCAGAACCUUUGCAAGUAUGCUCUAUGGAGUUAAAAGGAUCGUUGGAAGGACAUCGAGAUUACGUUACAGCUCUGAUUGUUAGUGGAGAUUAUCUGCUCAGUGCUUCUUUUGACAAGACAAUACGUGCCUGGUCUCUCGGAACCCAGCAACUUUUAAAAAUUUUAGAAGGUCAUCAUACUCAAGUUGUACUUGCAUUAGCAGUGGACCCAGUUUCCAUGAGGUGCUUCAGUGGAGACAGUCUGGGCCACCUAUGUGCUUGGCGACUUGAGGAGGAGUCCGAGGAGGCACAAACACCUUUUCUCGCAUCUUGGCAAGAACACACUGAUUGGCGAUAUACAGGUGUCGCAUCGUUGGCAGUUUCAGGAGAUGGAGUGCUCUACAGUGGAAGCGGGGACAAAACUGUCAAAGCUUGGUCAUCUCAGACUUUUGAACAUCUUGGGACAAUGGAAGGUCACAAAGCACUCGUCUCAACUCUAGUUGUCGAUGGAGAAUUGCUCUACAGUGGAAGCUGGGAUGGUGUAAUCCGGGUUUGGUGGCGUAAUGAUAUAAGUCCUAUGGCAGUGCUUGGUACUGCAGAUCCUAUGAUGGGUGGGGUUCGAACACUGUGCUUGUCCAACGGCAUGUUGUUCGCAGGCCGUGAUGAUGGCUCCAUACAGGUGUGGCUGGACGAAGAAUACAUCACAGCAGUAAGAGCUCACCAGACUGUCGUCUCAAGUCUAUGCGUGGAAGGGUCUUUUUUGUACUCAGGAAGCUGGGAUCAAUCUAUAAAGAUUUGGCGAAUUGAGGAGAUCAUAUCCAAUCCUUUGCCUGUACUGGAGGAGAAAUGUGGACCUGGCGUGUCAGCGGUGGUCUCUGAUGGGAGCAACGUGUAUGUGGCACUUGCAGAAAAGGCUGUGAAGGUGUACUCCAUUUUCAGCGAUUAUUCUGCUUCUCCUAGCCCUGCUGAACAAACUGAACAAGAAAAAAGUGCGGUUGCAGGGUAAAUGAUCACAUUGACCAUCCGAGAGAUGCCUGGAAGCUAAAUAAGUAUUUCUGGUCCGUCUGGCGAUAUUCAGAGCUACUCAUCAUGCUUUUACCUCAAACGACGAGCUCGUUUUUCAUACAUUCUGUACUCCUGCUUCAUGUAUUACAAAUGGCGUUUCUCAUAACUCAGCCCCUUGGGCCUCACGACAUGAUUUUCACAAGUCAUAUACAGGUCAUAUAAGCCCAAGGUGUGAGCGGAUUGCUCUCGAGAGUAUGAGCGGCGAGUUAACUUGGUGAUUGUUCUUCUAGGCUUCAGGUCGACAUCCCAUAUUCUCGAAACAUGCCUCCCAUGACGCAUUCUAUUUUACACCUUGUUAAUAUGCUUUACUUUCGGGAAGGUGUACAUAUUAGUCCGGUUCCUAGAACGUAGGGCGUUUGUGAGUCAACAAGCCGUUGUACAGUCUGUAUAGAGUGUUAAACUACCUGGUAUGGGAAAUUUUACCCAUCUGUUUUCUUACAAGUCACCGUCUCCGUAAUGAUCUGAAGUGGAAAUCACACAUUGUGUACAGCAAGAUGUAAAAAUGAACUGUCAAAGUUAUCGUAGAUAUCAGCUUACAGAGAAAGAAAUACCUGAUUUUUUUGUAAUUACAUUUACUUUUUAAAUUCGAAAAAGGUUUCCCUAUUGUGCAUAUUGCGGGUGUGCUUAUCAAAUAUUCUUUUCAGAUGAUCAGGUACGAUAUCCUGAAGGCCUUCUUUAACUCUAGACCUCAUGACUGUUUCGGGAGUAUUGACGUCUUCUCGUAUGUAGGGACCUUACGGACCAAUACCUGAUUUUGUAGAUCACUUCAUUACACUUGGCAACAGGUAGCUGAAACUAGCUCUUGGAAAAGAUUUGCUUUGAAGGGCUUCCACCUCUCAUUUAAUUUGAGUGUUCUCUUCCUUUCUUUGCCAACCUUGCUUAUUUCAGGAUCUUUCGGUACAGUAUAUUCUUUGUCCCACUUUAAGUGCGCAAAAUAUGGGAAAAAUGGGAAAACUGGGAAAAAAAUUGUAGUAAAUGAACGGAGUACCUUCACUUGACAUAUCAACUUCGGUAACUAGGUUCAAAGAUCAGUGGAGAACCAACAAAACAAAGAAGAAAGAGUUUUCUCCUAGGAUGAGCAACAAGAAUAGACUAGUCACAAGGAAAUAUUGACGGCGGUUCAGAUAAGUCCGCCUAUCUAGCUUGCGUAUAUUGAUUACUUUCCUGUGAAACGUUUAAGGAGUUUGAGAUGUACUACACGAACUACAGGUUCAUCGUUAAUCGUGUGGUUGGAGUCAAAAUAGAUGCUACUUAACUUUUUAAGUAGACAUGAUGUACGGGAUUCUUGUUAGUAGUUUGUAGUAGCGUUUUACAUCUUUGCGGGAUUGUACGCGUUUAGGGUGAAGAAUUCUUUU